This is a messenger RNA of Eriocheir sinensis (Chinese mitten crab), 2890 nucleotides long. Its product is annotated as sodium/hydrogen exchanger 9B2-like. Gene Ontology annotation, cellular component: membrane. Bases 456 to 2066 code for a protein of 536 amino acids. Gene Ontology annotation, biological process: proton transmembrane transport. Gene Ontology annotation, molecular function: antiporter activity. NCBI's taxonomy places the organism in Eukaryota, Metazoa, Arthropoda, Malacostraca, Decapoda, Varunidae. The transcript has 12 exons. The record is from RefSeq and is a predicted model, not a curated record.
CAGGGGCGGGGAGGAACACCGGCGGGCCGCCGGCGGCGGCGCCGCGGCGGACCUUCAUCAGUGAUUGUCAACACUGCGGGGCUGGAGGUGGUUAGGUAUGUGCUGCUGGGGCUUUAGAGGCCGUGGUCCCUUUGCCUAACCAGCCCCCUAAAACACUGAAGAAGAUGAAUGAACGUCGAGGCAUAGUGCAUCCUGCUGUGUGGCUGUCAGGGUAACACCGGGGCCCCACCCGGCUUGACACUCCCCGAGACAUGACAGAGGGACCGCGGCUUAACACAAUGCCUCCACUACUGUCAGACGAGCAGUACAUCAUCUUAAACAUUAGGAUGCUUCAUUAACUGCAAAUAACACCAAAGAUGUACUUCAUAAAUCUAAAAAUUUGCCUAGGCAGUUCCUCCGUGGUGUAUAUUUUUUUCCCCUGAAGAGAUUUUGGCAGCUCCUGUGACCAGUGAACCAUGGAAAACUCGGCCCUGCAGUUCUCUGAAACUGGAAAUGCCUCACAGGAUGGUGGGGCUCAGUGUGAUGGUGAAACUCAAGAAACUUUUACACCCGUCUUGCUGGACUCAUGCAGUGUGGAGGAUCCAGGUGGUCCCAGGAAAGAGGUAGGGCGGUGCCAGGCCCUUUGUGCGACCUGCCUUCGUCCCUUCACUCGAAGCCUCUACCUGCUGCCUGACAACCCCACCCUCCGACAGAAAUUCAGAUACUCUCUUCUUUGUCCCCCACAUGGCAGAGUUGGAAAGUGGUUGACAGGCCUGUUAAUCAUUUCACUAGUGUUUGGCUCCCUAGUGUCCCUCUUGGGUGAAUCAGCGCUUCCAGGGAGCAACAUCUUUUCACUCUUUGUCCUCUUUGUGCUGGCGGAGGCUGCGGGGCGGGCAGUGGUGCCACUGAGGCUGCCACCUUUAUUGGGCAUGCUGGUGGUAGGCAUCCUCCUCAAGAGUGUCCCUGGACUUGACGUAAUAGGGAAGAACAUUGAUCAGGAGUGGUCAGCAGCACUCCGAAACCUUGCCCUGGUGAUCAUCCUUCUAAGGGCAGGUCUUGGCCUUGACCCUGCAGCUUUGAGACAGCUCAGCUUUAUGGUGGUGCGUCUUGCCUUCUCCCCAUGUGUGGUGGAAACGCUGGUGGUGGCAGUGGUGACGCACCUCGUCCUUGGCUUUCCCUGGUUGUGGGGGCUCAUGCUAGGCUUUGUCCUGGGAGCUGUGACCCCUGCUGUCAUCGUUCCGUGUAUGCUAGUGUUGUCCCAGAAAGGUUACGGGGUGGAGAAAGGCAUCCCCACCCUGGUCAUUGCUGCCUCCAGCAUUGAUGAUGUGUUGGCAAUAUCUGGCUUUGGUGUCCUGAUGGGGAUCACGUUUGCUGAAGGAGAGUUGUGGGUUGUCAUACUAAAGGGCCCAUUUGAGGUUGUGGUCGGGGUGCUGUAUGGCCUGGUGCUGGGGGCUCUUUCCUGGGUACUGCCAGUACCUAGCGAGAACAACACUGAUGUACUCAGGUUUUCCCUGCUGCUGGCUGCUGGCGUAGUGUCACUAUUUGGAAGUCAAAUGAUACAUCUGGGUGGCUCAGGUGCCCUAGGCUGUCUAGUCAUGGCAUUUGUGGCUGGCUUUGGCUGGAGACGACAAGGAAUGACUGAGGAGGUGGGUGGCGUCUUUAGUGAAGAAUCAUGUGGACCAAAUGCUAGAGAAAGCAUGGAUAUUUUUUCAGCCAUUUCUCUUUGCUCUAAUUGGUGCAGAAAUUCAGGUGGACAAGCUAGAGGGAAGUACCAUUGGCUAUGGCUUGCUUACACUAUUUGUGAGCUUGGUGUUCCGCAUGUUGACUUCCUUCCUGGUGGUUAUGGGCGGGCAACUCAACCUCAGGGAGAGACUGUUUGUAGCUCUUGCAUGGCUCCCAAAGGCCACAGUGCAGGCUGCUAUUGGGUCCCAAGCAUUGGACUAUGCAAGGAAAACCAAUGCUGGGCCAGAGGAGGAGAAACUUGGGGAGCAGGUACUGACUAUUGCUGUGCUGAGCAUUCUCGUCACUGCACCGGUGGGAGCUGCUGCCAUCAUGCUCACAGCUCCCCGCCUCCUCAGCAAGCCUGACCAGGACAAGGAAAAAGCAGUCGGUACAGCACAGGAAACCCUGGAGUGAUUGAGUGCCAGGACCCAGGAAGAGUGUAAAGAAUGAACCAGUCCUGAGGUGUGGAGCAAUAAUUUAGUGUGUCAUUUGAAUAGGGGGCGUGACUGGACGUAUGAAUGAUCCUACAACCCUUCUCUUUGGCUGACUGGUGCAGAGUGCAGAUGUUGCUUUCAUUCCAUUUAUUGCCUGUUUCAAUGCAAGUGGUAUGCAAGUUAAGGAAGUGUUUACAAGUGACAUUUUAAGAUGGUGGAGUACAUAAUUAGACCAGGAUGGGUGACAACACUGAAACUAUUGCAGGUGAUUGAAGCAGCUGAAGGGUGGCUGGGUGUAACUGUGCAAUAUAUGUGCCAAGUUUCAUUUUGUUACUCCAUUCACAGUCAAUGAAAAGAAGUGCCAUAUAGAACUUUCAAAUGACUGUAGAGGGCAAAUCGUCGUGACAGUGGAUCUCAUAUGUACUUAGCUGUGUGAACCUGAAGCCAAUGCAUUUAUGAUGCAGAGAAUACCCAAAAUAUAGUUAGGGCAAUAUUCUGUGACAACAAGACACAUAAGUCGGUGCAGCAAUUGCACAGUUGGAUGUAAUGGAAAAAAGGUGAAGGAUAAAUAAUGGGCACCUUUAGUAGGAAGUAAAUACAGAGUAUACUUUAAGAUAGUACUUAAUACUACAGUUAUGUAGUUGUAACUCGAUCUGAAUUUAGUUCUCAUAGCUGAAUCGUGUUCUUACUGAUGAAAAGUAGUACUUAAUACUACAGUUAUGUAGUUGUAACUCGAUCUGAAUUUAGUUCUCAUA